Molecule: messenger RNA, 907 nt
Organism: Ceratotherium simum simum (southern white rhinoceros)
Lineage: Eukaryota; Metazoa; Chordata; Mammalia; Perissodactyla; Rhinocerotidae
Source: RefSeq, a predicted model, not a curated record
GCUGAAACUUGUGUUUUGCCUUGUGCAACAGAAUAUGUGGAGAAGGAGAUAAUUUUUGCUAAAAGAGUUGAUAUUUGCCUUAAUGUUCGUAUUUGUGAGUUUUUAGCAAGUUAAUUGUAUGAUUGUUUCUAGUACUCCCUUCAGGUACCUAGUUACACCUUCCAUGCAAAAAAGUGUUCAAAAUAAAAUAAAGAGCCUUAACUGGGAAGAAAUGGAAAAAAGCCCCUGUGUUCCUGAAAUAAGUGAUUCUGAGUUUUGUGUCCGUAUUCCUGGAGGAGGUAUCACAAAAACACUCUACGAUGAGGGCUGUUCUAAAGAAAUCCCAGUGGUGGUUCUGCUGAAAUUUGUUUCAGAAGGAGACAGUAUCCCAGAUGCAUUAGGUCUUGUUGAGUAUCUUAAUGAAUGGCUUCAGAUAAUCAAAUCACGUUGCGAUGACCCCACAGCAUCUGCCUUGCCGUGGAAAAUAUCAAGUUCUUGGCGAUUACUCUUUGGCAGUGGUCUUCCCUCAUCACUUUUUUUAAUCUGUUUUCAGUUUUAUACUUUAUGUCCCAAGAAACAUAUUACCAACUCAACUGUUAAAACAACUCCCCGACGACAGCCUAAAGCACCCCCCGCUGCUCCCCACUGUGGAGAGCCCACGCACGCAAAACUCAGCACGCCGGGGCUCAGCCUCUGCUUCCCCAGCCGCCUGCCUGCCGUGCGGGGGUCUUCUCUGCACGUCCCCCCGUUUCCGCUUCACACUCCUUUCCCCUUCCGGUGCCCCGCGCGCCGACUUCCUAAGAGAAGCAGCUCUGAGCAGCUCCCUCCUGUCCCGCCAGGCACAGGCCUGGAAGCCUCUGCCAGGCCUUUGGCCCAGGCGUCAUCCCACAGGCCAUCAGCUGUGCAGCAACAAGUGUGCAAAUGGUGA